Messenger RNA from Puccinia triticina, 555 nucleotides. RefSeq lists its product as uncharacterized. The transcript has 3 exons. Gene Ontology annotation, molecular function: hydrolase activity. The coding region runs from base 1 to 555 and encodes 184 amino acids. Lineage: Eukaryota; Fungi; Basidiomycota; Pucciniomycetes; Pucciniales; Pucciniaceae. The record is from RefSeq and is a predicted model, not a curated record.
AUGGCUUAUACAUCAAUGGCAAAGGACAUCAUCAGCGUCGUUCCGGGCGGAGUUCUCCACGAUAUUGUAUACUCAAGUUCAGCCGAGUACAUGAGAACACCGAAAGAAGGAGCGCAAAGCGGCCUCAAAUACCUCAAAGAGCAGGUCAAAAAUUGCCCAAAGAUGGUUUUCGUCUUGAUGGGUUACUCCAAAGGGGCGAUGGUCGUGACUCAGAUUCUAGCCUCCAAAGAGUUACCAGCUGGUAAAGUUGUGGCCGUAGUACUCUUUGGAAAUCCAUACUAUCAAGCCGGUCUCCCGCAGAACAAAUGUAGCGCGAAAACUGGAAAAGGAAUUGCAACGAACAAUGCCAUGAUGGUUGCCGCACCACAAGUAUACGUCCCGCUCAUUUGGGAUUGCUGUAAUACCGGUGACAUGAUCUGUUUUGGGGGGACCAAUAUGGGGCCCCAUUUGCAGUACGGAAGUAAGAAGGACGACGCAAAAACGUUUAUCAUAAGCAAGUUGAAACCAGCGUUGGCAAAAGGCAAAUCCGGAGGACGUAAAGAUACCUCGAAAUAG